This is a messenger RNA of Kwoniella shivajii, 651 nucleotides long. RefSeq lists its product as uncharacterized. The transcript is spliced from 6 exons. Gene Ontology annotation, biological process: mitotic spindle assembly checkpoint signaling. Bases 1 to 651 code for a protein of 216 amino acids. The record is from RefSeq and is a predicted model, not a curated record. NCBI's taxonomy places the organism in Eukaryota, Fungi, Basidiomycota, Tremellomycetes, Tremellales, Cryptococcaceae. Gene Ontology annotation, cellular component: cytoplasm; kinetochore; nucleoplasm.
AUGGCGCAAAAACAACGUACGAACCAAGCUAUAAGCUUGAAAGGUUCAACAGCCAUGGUGACUGAGUUCUUCGAAUAUAGCGUGAACAGUAUCCUCUACCAAAGAGGCGUGUAUCCUUCAGAUGACUUCCGGAUGGUGAAGAAAUAUGGGUUACCAAUGCUUGUCACUGCAGAUGAUAAUUUGAAAGAGUAUUUAAGCACCAUCUUAUCACAAGUUCAGGAAUGGCUCCUAUCAUCAUCCAUCAAUAGACUAGUGUUAGCUAUCAAGUCCAUCGAGACGGGCGAGACGCUUGAGCGCUGGCAAUUCGACAUACAUACAGAUGAAUCAGCAAUAAACAAUCCUUCUUUACCAGGUGGACCUAAACAACCUAAGAGAAAAGAGAAGACAGAGAAAGAAGUUCAAGGCGAAAUUAGAGAGAUAAUGAAACAGAUCACCAGUAGUGUUACUUUCUUACCUAUAUUGGAAGAAGAAUGCACUUUCACCCUCUUAGCGUACACAAACGACUCACCGGAUCUUCCCAUACCAGCAACGUGGGGAGACGCAGAUCCUCAUUUGAUAGAUAGAGGUAAGGUGGAACAAGUCAGAUUAAGAAGUUUCAGUACCAACGUACAUUCGUUAGAGGCAAUGGUAGCUUAUCGUGUUGAAGAAUGA